AUGGGAAGCAAGGGCACUGUAACGUGGCUCGACAAGCUCGAGGAGCAGCUCAACGUCGACGUCGACUGGAUGGACCCCGAGUACAUCAAGAACAUGCCCAUCGUCCCCCACGACCAAACGAGCAACCAGCUUUGGGUUGACAUCCAGCUCGGCGACGCGUCCAACAGGGACAUGUUCCUCGAAACCGCGAAGGAGCUGAAGAACGAGGGCUGGCUGGCCAUCUACACCCGCAUGGCCGUCCUCAUGUGCAAGAAGAACAUCAACUCCAUCCGCGGCCGCGUCCUGCUGCAGACGCUCCCCUCCAACGCGUACAAGACCCAGGAGACCCUCGACCACGCCCGCCUGUACGACAGAGAGUUCGCGCGCGCCGGCAUCGGCCGCGACAGGUACUGCAUCAAGAUCCCCUCGACCGGGCCCGCCCUCAACGCCGCCAAGAUCCUGUCCUCGGAGGGGAUCCCGACGCUCGGCACGGCGCUCUUCAGUCUGCCCCAGGCCAUCGCCUGCAGCCAGGCCGGCAUGCUGUACAUCAGCCCGUACUACAAUGAGGUGCGCGCCCACGACGAACCGGACACCCUCUGGCCGAAUGUGGAGGACCCGGCCACGCAACACCCCAUGUCGGCACGCAUCGUCCAGAUCAUCGACACCUACAAGCGCCUCUACAAGGAGACCGGCAAGGAACAGCCCCUCGUCAAGAACGCCAGCUUCAUCUCGGCCAAGGAGGCGAUGGCGGCCGGGGAGAUGGGCUGUCACUCGGCGACCAUCUCGCACACCGUCCUGGACCAGCUGGCGAAGCUCGAGUACGACGGGACGAAGCAGCCCGGGGAGGGCGCGCCGAAGCCCGUCCACGCGUACAAGAACGCCGGACCGACCCCCGAGCGGCUGAAGAAGCUGGCCAACGUCGACCCCUUGGCCGCCGCCGAGUGGGACGGCAAGCUGGCGAGCACGGAUAUCGACUAUCUGGCCGACGGGGGCGUGGAGCUGCAGAAGGCCAUUCAGGCUGAUCCCAUUUCGACGACGCGUCUGGCGGAUGCCCUGAAGCUCUUCAUCGGCGGCGAGGAGAGGAGCAAGGCGAAGGUGGAGGAGGUCCUGAAGCAGAUCUAG
Colletotrichum karsti is the source of this 1101-nucleotide messenger RNA. RefSeq names its product transaldolase. Gene Ontology annotation, biological process: carbohydrate metabolic process; pentose-phosphate shunt, non-oxidative branch. Lineage: Eukaryota; Fungi; Ascomycota; Sordariomycetes; Glomerellales; Glomerellaceae. Gene Ontology annotation, molecular function: transaldolase activity. The record is from RefSeq and is a predicted model, not a curated record. Gene Ontology annotation, cellular component: intracellular anatomical structure. Bases 1 to 1101 code for a protein of 366 amino acids. The transcript is spliced from 4 exons.